AUGGAAGAGAGUGUUGCGGAUAAAGCGACUGAAUGCCCGUAUGUGGCAGGUAGUAAGAUCACGCUACAGCUAAACGGUCGCCCGGUUCAAGCCACAAUCGUCAAAACCUUCGAACCCUGGACUUUUUCAUGUUCUAUGGUCCUUUCAUUUGAUUCCGAUCUUUCUGAUCUAGGUAUUGAAGGAAAUGUGGUCCUGAAGAUUUAUGACCGACGGUUUUCAAUCGAACUACGCCAUAAAGUGGCUCCUUGGACCCCGGAAACUGAGAGAGAACUUUAUAAGUUCCUUUGUUUAGACGAAGGAAGGGAGUUUGCGAUUGAGAACGAGAGGAGUACCAUAAAAGAAAGAGAAGAACAGCGUUGUUUUAUGCCAACGAUCAUUGAAGAUGAUACCGGCGAGGACCAACAAAACACCUAUGAGCAGGACAACGGCAACAAGGAUGACAACGCCAACAAGAACGACAACGCCAACAAGAACGACAAUGCCAAGUCCAAAGGCACUCUCUCCAGCUUCUCCAUGCUCUCAAUCAAGCUCCUGUCUCCUAUCUUCCAUGCUUGCAAUAUGGUUUCCCAUGGUCUAUUCUGCGCCAUCCGCUUUUUUCGCACUGGAGUCACCGCGCUCCUUCCCUGGGGACGUCAUAAGAUCGUUGACAUUGAAACCCAAGAGGUCAGCAGAAAUGCUGAAGCCAACGGAAACAAUUCUACCCACAAAACCCAUGGGAUAAAUGGAGAACAACAGACCGACAGUCUCGAUGCAGCGGUCGAGGAUGUAGGGGACUCUGGAGAUGAAGAAGCAGAGUGGGAUUACCUAUGUGACGAGGUAGACCUAUACAUUUCAAAGCAGUCUUUCUACGAAUCAGAGAUCCGAGCAUAUGAGGCGAUGAAAGAUCUGCAAGGCAUUCAUGUCCCCCGAAUUUUUGCACAUACCAAAAUUCUGGGGCCAGAAUACACCCAAGGUCAGCCCCUCAGUCGGUAUUUCGAACACCCUGGGAUUCUUAUGGAAUACAUCGAAGGAUUCCCUCUGCACGAAAUUGACGAAAAUGCCCCAAGGAAAGCAUGGCAGCCCAUUAUUGACAGUGCUGUCGAGAUUGUCAACAACAUCAUGCACCAUGGAAUCCUCAACGAUGAUGCGAAUGUAAGGUGCUUUAUCGUGCAACCUGACCCAGCCAACGAUUCGGAUUCCGAAUACAAAUACAAAUUGGCUAUGAUCGACUUUGGUCAUAGCAGUGUUCGUACACAAUAUUCACCCAGAGAGGACUGGCGAUGGUGGCAAGCACAUAAUGAUGCAGAGGGAGCGAUCGGAGCAGUGAUGGAUCGGAUAUUGAAGAGGGAAUAUGGGGGAGGUUACGUCUAUACACGGACGCCAUAUCGUCAAGCGCUUCAAAAUGAUUACAUGAAGGAAGACAAUUGCACAGACCUCAACGAGAGACCUAUGCUAAGCAUUGAAUGA
Penicillium concentricum is the source of this 1446-nucleotide messenger RNA. RefSeq lists its product as uncharacterized. The transcript has 2 exons. The coding region runs from base 1 to 1446 and encodes 481 amino acids. The record is from RefSeq and is a predicted model, not a curated record. Lineage: Eukaryota; Fungi; Ascomycota; Eurotiomycetes; Eurotiales; Aspergillaceae.